Mauremys mutica (yellowpond turtle) is the source of this 752-nucleotide messenger RNA. RefSeq names its product small nuclear ribonucleoprotein F-like. Gene Ontology annotation, biological process: mRNA splicing, via spliceosome; spliceosomal snRNP assembly. Gene Ontology annotation, cellular component: U1 snRNP; catalytic step 2 spliceosome. The record is from RefSeq and is a predicted model, not a curated record. Lineage: Eukaryota; Metazoa; Chordata; Testudines; Geoemydidae. Bases 222 to 551 code for a protein of 109 amino acids. Gene Ontology annotation, molecular function: RNA binding. The transcript has a single exon.
UUAGACAUACGGUUAAAAACACAGGAGAUGCAAAGUAAAAACCCAACCCAAAGCAGCAGCACUUGUUCCACUUAACGUAUGUCAUCUGAUCAUCAGUCCUGUGAUAAAUGCAGCGUAAACCUUCCUUUACACCCCGGGCUUGUCUACACUGGGGAAAAGCCCAGAGUAGCUGCUGUGCACUAGCUAGUGGUCACUAGCUACUCUGUGCUAACUCUGUGUGGAUGCUCUACCUGCCUGCUAACAGUGCUGCGAGUAAUUUUUGUUUUUACCGCUGCCUUGGGCCAGGCCACGUUACCAUGAGCUUGCCCCUGAACCCCAAGCCCUUCCUGAACGGGCUGACGGGGAAGCCGGUGAUGGUGAAGCUGAAGUGGGAGAUGGAGUACAAGGACUACCUGGUGUCUGUCGAUGGCUACAUGAACAUGCAGCUUGCAAACACAGAAGAAUAUGUAGAUGGUGCAUUGUCAGGACACUUUGGUGAAGUUUUGAUAAGAUGUAACAACGUCCUGUACAUCAGAGGAGCAGAAGAAGAAGAUGGAGAAAUGAGAGAAUAAGUUUGUAUAUUUCUGCAAAAUAAAAAUCAGUUUUUCACAAAAAAAACCCAAAACCCCAAAAAACCCAGUGCCCUCAGCACGCCCAAAGUUAAGCUAAUGCACACAAAGGCACUCUGAGUCAAAGGAAGCUGCAGCAUGUGUAGACAUACCUGAGCUAGUUUUGAUCUAGCUAGCUCCAGUAACACCCACAAAAGCACGAGU